AUGGGAUGGCGCCUGCUCAAGAAAGACAGCCAAAAAAGUGAUGACGGGACAGGAACCAGUUGGGUGAUUGAAGCCACCAUGGAAGCCAAGCGUGUGUUCCCAGGGGCGAUUAUCACACAUGCACCUCAGGCGCCGUACUUCACUCCUCAAUUCACCGCCAAUUACGUAGAAGUUGAAAAGCAGGUUGGCACCAUGAUCGACUUUUACAACAUUCAAUUCUACAACCAAGCAAGCACCUCGUAUGACAGCUACGCCGCAUUGUUUGAGCGUUCCGGUGGCUGGUCGGCGGGCUCAUCUGUCAUGGAGAUUUCCGACAAGGGCGUUCCCUUGUCCAAGAUCGUUGUUGGGAAGCCGGUGACGAGGGCGGGCGUCGUGAACAGUGGCUUCGUGGAGAUGAGCCAUCUGGCCACUUUCUACAGAGAAGCGGCCUCCAAGGGGACUGUUCCAAGGGGCUUCAUGGGCUGGCAGUGGAGUCUUGAUGCGCGAGAGCUGGGCGGGAGAUGGGCACAGACGUUGGGAGCAGCCUGGAGUGGAGUGCCCAAUGUUCCAAAGAGCUCGCCCAGCCCCAGCCAAGUGGCUACCCCGACUGCUCCCUCCACAGAGAGUGAUACCUGCACCGAAGUAUACACAGUGGUCGAGGGAGACUCGCUCUGGGCAGUCGGUCAGCAGUAUGGCGUUGAAUGGCAGGCAAUUUUUGAGGCCAACAAAGAUACGCUGCCGGACGGCAAUGCCAUUCACGUCGGCCAGCAGUUGCGCAUUCCCGUGCCAUGCGAUGCAGGCACUGGCCAAGGACCCACCGUGCCCACGUCUACCGACCCAGUGGCUCCCAAAGUCCCAGAUACUGCCAGUCCGGCGGCACCUUCCACAGAAAGCUGGGCUUGCUUCCAUGACUACACAGUGGUCGAGGGAGACUCGCUGUGGUCGAUUGGCCAACAAUUUGGCGUCGAAUGGCCGGAAAUCUUUGACUCCAACACUGACACCCUGGAGGAACCAAGUGCCAUAUACGUCGGCCAACAUUUGCGUAUUCCAACGCCAUGUGGUACAGGCGCCGGCCAAGAACGCUCUGUCUCAGGUCCGGUCGGCCCGGCGACACCCUCUUCAGGAAGCCAAUCAAGCUUCUAA
This is a messenger RNA of Ostreobium quekettii, 1122 nucleotides long. NCBI's taxonomy places the organism in Eukaryota, Viridiplantae, Chlorophyta, Ulvophyceae, Bryopsidales, Ostreobiaceae. The record is from the annotation of a GenBank genome assembly.